Ceutorhynchus assimilis (cabbage seed weevil) is the source of this 994-nucleotide messenger RNA. The record is from the annotation of a GenBank genome assembly. Lineage: Eukaryota; Metazoa; Arthropoda; Insecta; Coleoptera; Curculionidae.
UGAUGACAUAACCUAAAAAAAAUCAUCUUUCAUAACAAUAAAAAUUCCAAACAUUUUAAAUGAUGCUGGAAUGAAUUCACUACUAGGAAGAUUGGUUUGUUCGGCCAAUUUAGCUAAUAGCUUGGGAAAAAGAGCUAUAAGCACCACAGAAAAGCUAUGCCUCUUUUGGGAAAAAGACGACAAGGGUGGCUACACAGAUCCACUACCACCAUUUACUACACGUAUGAAAGUGGGCCUGUCGGAACUUAGAAAGGAAGUGGUUUUAUGGAAAGAAGAGUUCAAAGAAGCCUUUGAUGGAGAUCCAAUUCUCAUUCACCGGCCAGGAGAAACUGACAUAGCGUGGAGAUUCAAGACUGAAGAGUCUCUCGAAAAAUGGAAGGUUGUUUGUGAUGCAGACCAUAAUGAAGGAUACAGUCAAUGUAGUUUAACUCGAAAUAAUCAUGGUAAUGGAGUUUUCAGUGGUAAUAUUAAUUUGAGAGUACCCAAGGAUGGCCGAGUGAAGAGGGCUGGAUAUUGUAAUAUGAAAACAUUUGCCCCUAGGAGGUCUUUUAAAAGAGAAGCAUAUUAUGACUGGACAGGAUAUAAUACACUGGUAAUGAAAGUUAGAGGAGAUGGAAGGACAUAUUUGUUAAAUUUAGCUACAAGAGGCUAUUUUGAUAUGACUUGGAAUGAUAUGUACCAUUAUCAGUUGUAUACUAGAGGUGGACCCUAUUGGCAAAUUGCCAAAAUUCCUUUUUCCAAGUUCUUUUUUGCUUCUAAAGGAAGAAUUCAAGAUGAACAAAGGGCAAUCAGGCUAGAUAUGAUUUCAGCUUUUGGUAUAUCCGCUCAAGAUCGACACGGCGGUCCAUUUUCACUGGAAAUUGACUAUAUCGGCUUAGAAUAUGAUCCAAGACAUGUUGAAGAAUUUGCUUAUGAACAGUAUGAACUAGAGAAUGGUUUAGCAGGUACAUAAAAUUUGUUAUAAUAAAGUUAAUGUAUUUAUUGUACAUAAUUA